GUGUAUACCUUGGGCAGAGAGUUGUUUGUUUUGGUUUUUGGAGCCGGCUGCUUCCAGCAAUUGUUUCUCGAUUGGAAAUAUCGAAAUAUUUUUAUGAAGCUAGUAAAACUAUGUGAACAAUGAAUGAAACGAGCAGGUUCAAUGUAAGCUACUGCACGGAUCCAAUAUUUAAGCUGAACGUCUUGAAGCGAGUAUCCAACGAAAAAUGUGAUAUAUGCUGGAUGGCCGAAAACAACCCAAUACGCUACGGGGAAUUUGUCGAGAAAACGUACAAUACGAAUCGAAAACUCCGCUUGCAUUACUUUUGCUUGCUUUCCGGUACGUAUAUUGCACAGAACGGCUCCACAAAGGUUGGCAUCACCGGGUUUAAGAUACGCGACGUCAUUAACAGCUAUGCAGAGUACCGCGAAAAACUAUGCUUCUACUGUCGCCAUCCAUCGGCACCGAUCGAAUGUGCUCAGCCUGGGUGUGGGCGCCGGUUUCAUUACAUUUGUGGGUACAACAAUGCGUGCUUGACCCAGUUUACGGGCCAAUUUCUUUCCUACUGCCAUCAGCAUCUACCCGCACAGUACCGUGCGCUCGUCGAUACAAAGGACCGAGAAUGUGAUAUUUGCUUCACCGCGCUGCCACAGGCAACGGAGGCGGACUUUAAUCCACUAGCGAUCGUACGCACCCGCUGCGACAGCGAGUGUCCCGAUGGGCUGUUGCAUCGCGAGUGUGUCCAGCGGUUUGCCUACACGUCAGGCUACAACUUCAAGUGUCCUUUGUGCUGGAAUAAGAAGUUUCGCGUACAUGCGGCCGAGAGUGGAAUCUUCAUACCGGAACGGGAGUCUGCCUGGGAACGGGAACCGGGAGCAUUCAAGGAUUUGCACAAACGCAAAUGCACAGCCGACGCGUGUGCAUUGGCUAACUCGCGCAGCGCAACGGACGUGUCGCAGAUGGUGGGGUGCAAGGUUUGCGGUGGACAAUUGAUGCAUAAGGUUUGUUGUGGGGUAUUCAAUCCGAACGAUUAUUUGUGUAGUGUUUGUAAGGAUGAAUCUUUUGUAAAUUUGCUGUGAGUACAAUUAAAGUUACUUGUGUGGAGAAUGGUAAAAGCUAGCAAUAAUAAAAAAAAAACAUUCGCAUUGAACGAAUAA
Messenger RNA from Anopheles stephensi (Asian malaria mosquito), 1136 nucleotides. RefSeq names its product PHD finger protein 7-like. Gene Ontology annotation, cellular component: nucleus. Bases 120 to 1058 code for a protein of 312 amino acids. Lineage: Eukaryota; Metazoa; Arthropoda; Insecta; Diptera; Culicidae. The transcript is spliced from 2 exons. The record is from RefSeq and is a predicted model, not a curated record.